This is a messenger RNA of Cuscuta epithymum, 2063 nucleotides long. The record is from the annotation of a GenBank genome assembly. NCBI's taxonomy places the organism in Eukaryota, Viridiplantae, Streptophyta, Magnoliopsida, Solanales, Convolvulaceae.
GUAAUUUUGCAGGUGCGCCUAGCAAUCCCCUAACCUCCGUAGUGUGUGUGACACCUGCUUUUCUCACCGUUAUUAGAAAUUCAUACGGAGUAUUUGUUCUACAUCCAUUUGAACGAUCCAUUGAUGGAAAUGCAAUCCUUUAUCUCGAGAUGGGACAGGCAAACGCGGCGGCUCCGCCUCGAGAGGCGCAGUGCUCUCUUAUCGCUAACCAGGAUCUUUACUCCUAAACUUAGAGGCCUCGCUUCUAGGAAGCGGAUAUUUCGUUAUCUUCUUAUUAGCAUCGCCUUCAUAGCAAUUAUCCCGCCCCUCUUCUUUCACUUCAAACUCCGUCGCUUCAUUCAGGUGCAAGAACAGAAAUGCAGUUGGUUGAGAAAUCCUCCUUUGGUCUGUGCUCAUGGCGGGGAUUCUUCAAUGGCUUUUCCAAACACAAUAACUGCAUACAAGACUGCUCUACACUCUCAGGUGGACUGUAUUGAAGUUGAUGUUUCUCGUUCAUCUGAUGGAGUUCUGUUUGCUCUUCAUGACAGGCAGGGAUUUGCAGCAAAUAUCUGGGAAUGACACAUUCAAGGCUGGGUACUUAAGCUCAAGAGAGAUUAAAGAGCUUGUACCAAGUUUUGAGCUUCAACAGAAGUAUCAUGAUCUUGGAGUUCCUACAAUUGAAGAUAUAUUGAUGUUUAUAUCAGGUUCAGUACGGGAAGUAAUUCUAGAUGUAAAAGUUGGCCCUCCUUUAUACGAAAAAGGACUUGCUGGCAAUGUUGUUUCUUCUUAUACAAAGUUAGGGUGCAAGAAUUGUGUUGUAUGGGCCAAAAGUGACAAUAUUCCAAGAGAUGUGCUUAGACUUGCACCAGAUGCCACGAUAAAUUCAGGGCCUACUAAGUGUACCAAUGAUGGUGCUUUGGUGGCCGGAAUACUGAGUGAACAGGUAGGUUACAUUGUCAUGAUGGACCCUUCAACAGGAACUAGAACACAAUUACUGAGGAUGAGAGGUGCGUGGGUGGUCGGCGACUACCAUCCUUUAAUUGAUGAGAAGCUUGUUAAAGUCCUGCAUGCGAGAAACAAAAAGGUGUAUGCAUGGACAGUUGACAAUGAAGAGUCGAUGAAGAAAAUGUUAAUUGAACGUGUGGAUGCUAUCAUCACUAGCAACCCAUCUGUACUGAAGCGUGUCAUGCAAGAUGCAAAAACACAAUGCCUUGAAGACGGUUUUUCAUUGUCUGCAUGACAACACAUCCGGAAUUAGAAGCUCCAUUGUUGCAGUACACGUUAUCAGCUAUUUCAUUCUUUACUUAUUGAUGUUGCUCACCUCUGUAAUAUCUGGAUCUAUUUAUGACAAGAUAUUGUACGUGAAGUAAUAUUGAUGGCACUAUGGCAGUACACAAUUUCAUGCUCAUUGUUACACUCUGCGAGCUGCUGCCGUGCCCUCUUUAGGGAUAUACUUCAAAAAAUAUUUAUUUUGUUACCUGUCUUUCUAGAUUCUGAGGCAAUGACUUGAGGUAUGUAGUGCAACAUGUAAUGGAGCCAUGGAGGCAAGGAACGGAGUAAUAGAAUUAUAUUGACUAUGCAUACAUGUGUUAUUAUGAAGAUUGGGACAUCGUUCUGCACUAUGGUGGUUGGUAAAGUACAGUUCCAUAAUUGUUCUGCACUAUCAAUUCGCUUCCUUAAAAAAAAACUAGCUACCAUCAGUUCCAUAAUUGUCCAUGAAGAGAUUCACUUGCUGCAGGGGAGUCAUCAGUUUCUACAUUUGUUCAAACUGAACUCUGUCAGGUCUUGACAUCCCACUGUUCAUCCAACUGGUGAAGGAGAAGUUGGAAGCGAAUUGAUAGUGCAGAAUAUGGAACUGUACUUUACCAAUUCGCUUCCAUAAUUGUUCUGCACUAUAACAGUUCCAUGUAGUGUUUUUCUUUUCUAUCAAUUCGCUUCCUUGUUUCUACACGUACAUUCUACACGUUUUGCAUACGCUCCCUAGUUGUUUGCACAAUUUGCAUACGCUCCUUAGUUGUUUAUGUACAUAGAUGAUAUAUCUAGAAAAUGACCUUUUAAUGAAUAUUACUAAAAUAAAUUCAAAA